Molecule: messenger RNA, 5893 nt
Organism: Amphiprion ocellaris (clown anemonefish)
Lineage: Eukaryota; Metazoa; Chordata; Actinopteri; Pomacentridae
Gene: ankrd2
Product: ankyrin repeat domain 2 (stretch responsive muscle)
Exons: 8
Coding region: 1762-2616 (284 amino acids)
Molecular function (GO): protein binding
Source: RefSeq, a predicted model, not a curated record
UUUCCACCUGAGACAUACACGCAUUAUUGAAUAAUGGUACUAAGCAUGAUGAAUCAUUUCAUGACAACAAUGUCAUGAGCUAAACCUUCUGUAGUUGAAACAGACACUCUUUUUAGGAACAUGGAAAUAUUUAAAGAGCUUAGUCAGAGUAGCAUUUCACCUAUUUCACUACCAGAAGUCAACAAGCACUCUCUUUUAAAUAGUUUCUACGCAGUAAAGCAUCAAGAGGAACAUCCUGUUGAGUAAGACAAACAACAUUACUCACAGUCAGUCUGGUAGAGACACAAGCCGGUCGUCAACUGUCUUUUUGCCUGUGCUUCAUGGUUGAAAGCAGCAAAAUACAUAAGCUGUGGGGCUAAAAUGGCUGCUUCCUACUCAGCUGAACUCUGUCACUUCCUUCAUAGCCACUGGUUAACCAUUAACAUGUCCCUUCGUCACACUCUGGCAGAAGCAUUUGUAAAUACCGUGAGUAUGUAUGUUUGUGUGUGUGACCAACUGUCCAUUCUAUAUGAAAAUAUCAAUACAGAAGUGUGCAUAAAACAUGUUCAAUGUGAGAGACACAUCAUAAAGGAAUACUAAAUGACACUAUAUAAGUUUAACGCAACUAAAAUGGCACAAUAAGUCCUUCUCUGAUCAUUGAUUUAGCCCCUAAAAACUCAUCUCUGUGUUAGUAAAACAUUUAGAUUUUUUUUUUUGUGAAAAUAAUCCCUUUUGCCUUAAAAUGAUUUAAAUGUGACUCUGCACCUAAGAAUGUGCAGAUACAUGAAGUCCCAGCCUCUCUCUCUAUUCACUUCACCCAGCUUGCUGCAGCUGGAGCACACCAGCUCACCUACAACUCUGCUCCAACACUGCCAACUCCUACUCAGUGGCAAGCUGUAAAACUGCCAUUACAUGUUCGAAAUGGUAACCGAUUCUGAAGAAAUAUUGCAAUAAACAAGGUCCCAUUCUUGUUGACAGGAUUGGCUAAUUAUGUUUGUGGCAUAUGAAACCCUAGAAGUCUGAAUCCAUGUUUUUAGACUGUCAUCAGUACGCUACAGUGUGAUGGUGAAAAUACUUCACCAUGGCGUUGACUGCUUAUUUAAAUCAUGAUAUGUCGACCUGCACAUUUUCACUUAUGGUGGUUUUAACAUAUCUGUAUAUCUACUGCCCAUAUGUGGGUAUAGUUUGAAGUACCUCUUCAAUGGUUUGCUUUAAUGGAAAAAUUUCUCUCUGGGCAGUGAUUGAUUGCUGCUGAGCUAUAAAACAGAUACUUACAAGGUAUCACUUGACAGUAAUGGAACUUUUAUAAAGAGCAUAAUCCCUCAAAAUAGUGUGUUUAUGAGGGCUGUAUUCCUGUAAAAGAGAAGUACAAGCUGUUGCAACUACAGAAGUGAGUAAAACCAGGAGCUAGUGGUAUGAAUAUACCCACAGUGCAUGACAUGCCUAAAGGGUUGGAUGUAUUUGUGCAUGGACGUGUAUGCGUGCAUGACAGAGAGGAAAAUACGGAGAAGGAAAGGGAGACGGAGAAUGUAGAGUUGGCAAGCACACACAAACAUACAUGCGGACACCUGUUUGUUGGGGUAACACAAUGUCCCACUGUGAACCCAGCAUUCCAGCCAGGAAGCCACUGGACCCGCAGCACUUCUGUAUAAAGUGACAAGCAGUCAGCUGGAUUUUCAUCCACUUUUCUUUGAUUUGGCUCCAGGUUAUUAGCCAGUAUCUAAUAGCUUUAGCUGUCCCAAAUUACUUUAUUGAUUGCCUUUUUGUAUUUUUGCAUUCUACAUGCCAGAAACGGAAACCAUUGUGCAGUGGGCAUCCAGUGGGAUGGAUCAUAAAACAGGAGUUGAAAAGAAAACACAGGAAGAGGAGAGAGUGAGAAGGCUCUCAUCGGACCUUCACAGUGAGAUUUUAGACCUGAGUGCAGGAGAUAAUAUCCCAGAGGGAUGCAAAAGGAAAAAGAAGAUCAAGACAACCUACGCACCCAGAGUAUCUGUAGAAAUCCCUGUGAUAGGGCCUGUGGAGACUGCUGAAUUCAUGACUGCGGCUAGUCAAGGCAAAGUGAAAGUGAUUGAGACAUAUCUGGCUGAUGACGGGAAUCCUAAUGCCCAGGACGAGCUGAAGAGGACUGCGCUGCAUCGUGCCUCUCUGGAAGGACACACUGCAGUUGUCCAAAUGCUGUUAGAAAAAGGAGCCGAUAUCAACCUAAAAGAUCAACUUGGCUCCAGGGCCAUACACUGUGCUUGCAGAGGGGGACGUUUAGAAGUUGUAAAAGCCUUGACGAGCAACGAGGCCGACCUUAAUGUUAGAGAUAAGUUGAACAGCACUCCUCUGCAUGUGGCCACAAGAACAGGCCACACCACCAUUGUUGAGUACCUGCUGUCCUGUGGUGCAAAAAUUAACUCCAGGGACAGGGAGGGCGACACAGCCCUGCACGAUGCGGUGCGUCUCAACAGAUACAAGGUAGUGAAGCUGCUCAUAGCUGCAGGAGCUGACACAAAGAUAAAAAAUCAUGAGGGAGUGACGGCAGUGCAGCAGGUUAAACAAUGGCAGUCGGACAUCAUGGAGACCCUGCAGAGGCUGGAGAAGCUGAGAGAGGUGGGAGUAGUGCCGUCUGAAAACAACUCAACAGAGGAGUGAAUACUGCAGCUGUGUGAAGCUGUACAUCUACUCAUACCACUGACAUAUUAGUCUGUUAGGGGCCAGUCAACACAGGACUUCUCUAAAUGCCACAAAAUUAGUUGAUCUUACAAGGCUUUAGUUGAUACUGUAACUGAGUAGAUAAAGUUCUUUUGCAUUUAAUUAAAAAAAACAGUAAACACUCAGUGAAUCUGGGACUUCUAAAGGCCCCUGGAGGUCCGGGGCCCCUGGGCAGGUGCCCACUUUGCCUGGUUGAUGAGUCAACCUUGACUCAUACUGCCUCUCCUGUAUAAUGUCACUUUCUAUGACUAUCUGCCUCAGGUUCAAAUUACACUCUAUAAUUUCACUGCAGUGUUAUGUACAUCGCGUUGGAGUGUAUGCCUUGUUUUGUAGGCACAAUGGAAUGUGUGCUCACCAUCAAAAUCUGUGUUAUCCCUGGGCAUCACUGUAAAACCUUUGAGAUUAGUCUGAACUUUGAUACCAGAAACUGUCAGCCUGGGUGUGAUGGGUUCAAAAUGAUCUGCUUAUCUUAAAAAGGACAGAAAAAACAUAUGAAUGAUGAAACAAAGCUAAAUUUCUCAAAUCUUUAAGCCAGCCUUAGGCUUUUGAUAUUUGCUUUUAAAGAGCUUUAUAAUCUUAGGAGCACUCUCGUGGAUGUUUCAUAUCUGAUUUGAGAUGCCUUUGGAAGUUGAAUAAUGCUAAUGUACAGAGGCUGUGUUUGAAUAUUCAUUAAGAAGUCCUUGUUUCAUCGAGGCAGCAGACAAGGCCAGAGCACACAGUAGCGCUGUGUUUGAGACGUCAGCUGACGAUAGCAGAGAUGACUGGUAUGCCCCUGCUAAAGUCAGGGAUUCAACGGGAGCUCAGUGGACAUAUUUUCCUUCUAUCAUCAGUGGCUCAAAUGUUCCUGAGGGAGGUUUGUCAUUCAUGUUGGGGAAAGCAACAACUAGCUGCUCUGCUUAGACUGUAAUUCUAAAAGUACAGCUGAUCGUGAUAAAAAAAACAUUCAUCUUGCUCAACAAAUAUUGUGGCACUGCUGUAUUUUUAAUCAUGUGAAUGUAAUAUGCUGUUUCAAAAUGCAUGCAGCUCAAGUUUUCUGUUAUGUACCAAUGUGCUCAUUGUAGGCAACUCAUCAGAUACAUUAUCAGACACACACAAUAUUUCCUGUUCCAAGUAAGGCUGUGUAACGGUCAAUGGGAACACAUACCACACGCAAUAUGAAGUUGUACACAUCAAAAUGUUGUGUAUUUUCUCAUCCUAACAACAGAGAUGUUACAAGAUAGCUGAUGUAAAAUAAUUCAUAUAUCAAAAAAAAAAAAAAGAACAGGCUGAAAUCUUGCUUAAAUAUGUUAGACUCAUGCAUGUUUUAGGUUUAUCGUUUCCAAUUCCAUGUGAACUACAAGCAGCAUGCUGCUGUGCUGUGAUGUUGCUGAGGGCUGGAGUGCUGUAGAACGAGAAGGGGGAUGGGGAAACUGGAGGUUUCUGCUUCAUGCUGUGUUGGAGCCAAAAUCCGAGGAACCUGUUUAUGCAUGAAACGGUUACAUUUCCUGCAGCUGCAAAUGUCCCUUAAUUCAGUCUUGAUGUUAGAAUGCCACAAAUGGCCCCAAAAUGAUCUAAAAUUGAGCUGUUUUGUUACAUUUCAAAUCACAUGCAAUGAAAAACAUGUUUCUUUUUUUCACUGAAAGGCUUUAUUCAGCACAUGAACUGUUUACCAUCUUUGUGAUACAUAGUCAGACCUUCUCCAGGAGAAUGAGGGAAUACUGCGCAGUAGUUUUCUCUAAGCACUCAAAGCAACAUUAUAUUGUUACUCCAAAAAGGUAACCAUGGCAAUGAUUUUUCUCCAGGCAAGUGAAAGUCUGGACAGGCACGCUUUUGAAGCACCAUUUGUUUUCCGUUGGAAAUGGAUGUGUGAUUCUAGUGUGUUCAGUUCCACUCUGGCAGGAGUGUGGAGGCAAAGAAGGCAUGAGCAGGUGUUGCCUCUGACAUCGUGGAAAAGGAAAAUACUAUUAGACGAUAUGAAAUACAGCCGUUUUUACUCGUUGCACAAACAGCAAACACUGAAGUGUGCUUGAAGGUAGUGGUAUUAACUCAUGCACUGCUCUGCUUUUCUGUGUCUAAUGUUAUCUUCAGUCUUUAUGAUUGUACUUUGUAGCACAUUGUUGUACCAGAAUGGGUAUUCAAAGCAAGCCCAAUAUUGAGUAUUGAUUUUUUUCUCCUCAUAGAAUACAAGAACAAUGAAAUUCAGUAACUGCAAUAAUCCAGUCAAGAGCCUUAAGGAAUAUUUACAACAGAAUAUCACAUCAAUUCCCUGUUUAAUCUUCGGUCUUUUUGUUUUUUUGUGUAUUUAAACCACCAGUGGAUUUAUCCUCAUUCAUUCGUCUUUAUUGUUCAGGUGCGAGAAAAACACAUGGUAGCUUCUGUUGACUGUUUCAGGCUUUGCUGCCUGCAAUAUCAUUUGAUUGUCUUUGGUUGAAAUUCUGUGUCAGAAACCUUAGUCAGACCAUGUCUAAUAAUGCUUUGUAAGGCUUAUUAACUGUUCAAGUACACUCAAGUAAUCUGUGAUCACAGAAGAGCUGUGAUUGGUUAUUAUGGUUAUUAAAUUAUUAACACCUCAAAAUACUUUGUAACACAAAAGUCAGACCAAAUACAAUCAAUAAUAAUAAAUAUCUAUAUACCUCACAGAAAAAAACGUGUCCAUUACAAUUACAUGCUUUUAAACACAUCUGAUUUAUAAUUAUUUUCACUCAGCUGCCAUAAUUAGGAUCUAUUCAAUGCACUGAGUGAUUUUUGGGGAGUCAUUCAGAUCUUUCAGGCAAGAUAAGUGAAAACUUGAAAGAAUCAUAUCCAGCUAUGUUAAAUCUCCUCUGCAGUGAUUUCCACUGGGAGCAGAAGGUUUAUUGGAAAGAGGAAAUUUGCUGGACUUGGAGAGUGAUGGGAGCUAAAACUCAGCACCAGCUUAGCAACGUGUCUCUCAGAGAGAAGGCAAUCUUCAAACAGACCUCAAGCUUGUUAGGAUGACAGACAUCUUAGAGCGAGUGAUGCAGAGGGGAAGGGAAAGAGAGGGCGCUGUGCGUCCUCGGAUUCUCAAACAGACCUGCUUCAACUACUCUCUUGUACAAAAAUGUCUUUAAGGCAAAUGUGAAUACUGAUCCUCUAAAAGGAGAAACACUGGUGACAAAACUGACUCCUUGAAUGACAAAGUUUGCAGCAGCACUGUGAAUUGACAUGACCCUUAAAAGGUGCUCUGUGGAGUGGGAAUGAAUAAAAGUUAUGUAGUUUA